AUGUCCGCCAUCGACUCAAUGGGUUUGGAGAUCACUGAGCUUCGCACCCAAUUGAUGAAGUUCAUGACGACUCCCAUGGAGCCAAGAAAGUCCUUUGGAGGACCAUCACAAAUAAGACAUACUCCUCCUCAUUCGCCACCUCACAAGGAGCACUCCAACCGUGGCCCUACUCGUAGAGAACGUAGCUGGCCGAUUCCGAUAGAAGCUGUAGAACCUCCACGGAAGUAUAGCCCGCCGAAAUUCAUUCUCUAUGAUGGGAAGACGGACCCUUUGACCCAUAUCAGCCAUUAUCGCCAGAUGAUGUCCCUCUGGAACCGCGACGACGCACUCAUGUGCAAAGUCUUCCCCUCUAGCCUUGGAGAACUUGGCCUCCGAUGGUUUGACAAACUCCCCAAUGGCUCGAUUUAUGACUGGACGCAGCUCUCGGAGGCGUUCUUAGCCCGAUUCGUCUCCAACAGCAGAGUCCCAAAGCAAUUAGAUACCUUGUUCAAUAUCCGAAAGGACAGGAAAGAGACCCUACGCCAGUACGCGCGACGGUAUUGGGAGGAGUAUGGUGACUUGGAGGAAAAUGUUUGUAGUGAACAAUUGGCCGUGCUAUACUUCAAGCAAGGCCUACCCCCUUCGCACAAGUUAAGGCAGUCGUUGACAAAACGACCUGCCCCCACUAUGAAGGAUUUGAGGGCUCGAAUAGAGCAACAAGCUCGUGUGGAAGAUGACGCUGCUUCGGUACAUGUUGCGGUUGCUGAAGAAGAAGUCAGACCGCCUCGACCACCUAAGACUGAGCAGCCAAGGAGGGAUGAGCAGCGCAAGAACUAUGGCCAAAGGAACCGCUCCACAGCGGAAAAUGAUGAGGAAAGGGCCAAGUCUUAUGAAGGCAUCACCACCGUCUUCAAAGAGCCAAUAUACAGGCUCGUCGAGAAACUUAAAGGGGAAGCCUUCUUUGUUUGGCCAGCUAAGAUGCCUAGAGACCCUGCUCGGCGCAAUCAAACACUGCGUUGCACCUAUCAUCGAGAGAAGGGACACAAGAAGCAAAAUUACAGAGCUCUCAAACAACACUUGGAGGACUUAGUUACGGCAGGACACCUCCAACAAUGGAUAAACGUUGAUAAGACGAGGGAAAAGCAGGGACUAGACCAAGCCCCUCCUGAAGAGAACCAUGCCCCGAGGUUGGUCAUCAACGUUAUCCAUGGAAUGACUGACCCCGAAAGAGAAAACACAAUUCGAGGAGAAAUCCAACGAGCCACCCACAUUCAACAGGUAAUGUCGGUAGGACCUCCUCCUAAAAAGUCCAAGACAGAAGCCAAACCUUCUCGGUUUAACGUCGUGUUCACUGAAAAGGACCUAGAGAGAAUCCAGUACCCCCACACCGAUGCCCUCAUCGUUACAGUUGGUGUGGCCAACAAGUUCGAUGUGAAGCGAGUCUUGAUUGACCAAGGAAGUGCCGCAGACAUCAUGUAUUAUGAACUUUUCAAGAAGCUCGGCCUCAAUGAGCAACACCUGCCACCUGCCACCUCCCCUUUAGUUGGCUUUAACUCGCAAACAGAAUGGUCGCUCGGCCGAAUAACUCUGUCUGUCAUAGCUAAGUCCAAGGUGGUCUUUGUUGACUUUUUGGUGGUAAACACCCCAUCUCCCUAUAAUGCCAUCCUCGGCCGAACUUGGAUUCACCAGAUGGAGGCAGUUCCUUCCACCUAUCACCAACUCGUUCGCUUUCCAACCAAGUAUGGAGUAGAGGAGAUUCGUGGAGACCAAAUGGCAGCCAAACACUGCUUCAUUGCCGCCAUGAAAACCAAACAAGUUUGCGACCAAGUACAGAUGGUGGAAGUACCUGACCAGCCAGUUUUGGAAGACGUCGGCGGAGUGCCGACCGAGAAGAUGGUAGAGGACCUAGAGACGGUCUUGGUAGAAGAAGGAAACCCAGACAAGUUCUUCCUGCUCGGCACUUCCCUCAUUGUUGGAGAGAAAGAGCAAUUACUGGCUCUACUCUGUAAAAACAUCGAAGUGUUCGCCUGGUCGGCCUAUGACACUCCUGGGUUGGACCCCAACUAUGCUUGUCAUCGACUCAACGUCCAAUUAAGAGCGCGGCCGGUUAUUCAGAAGAGUAGACGAUCAUCCGCGCAACACACCAAUGCAGUGAUCGAAGAGGUGGACAAACUUUUGGCUGCUGGAGUCAUUCGAGAAGUGCAGUACCCAAAGUGGCUGUCCAACACCGUCGUGGAUAGUUUCCCCCUUCCACAAAUAGAUCAACUUGUUGACGCAACGGCUGGACAUGAGCGCAUCAGCAUUUUAGACGCUUAUAGUGGCUACCACCAGAUCCCUAUGUUCGGUCCUGACCAGGAGAAAACGACUUUCAUCAUCCCUAAAGGCAUUUACUGCUACAAAGUGAUGCCCUUCGGCUUGAAAAACGUUGGUGCGACCUACCAGCGAAUGGUCACCAAAAUGUUCAAGGACCAGCUUGGUAAAACCAUGGAAGCAUACAUUGAUGACAUGGUCGUCAAAAGAUCAGGGAAGUUCUUGGGGUAUAUGGUGACUAAGCGGGGCAUUGAAGCCAACCCCGACCAAAUCAAAGCCCUCCAAGACCUUGAAGCACCUACAAAGGCUAAAGAACUCCAGAAACUCGCUGGUAUGGCUGCAGCACUUAACCGUGUCAUCAGUCCUCUGAUCAGAUGA
This is a messenger RNA of Camellia sinensis, 2667 nucleotides long. Lineage: Eukaryota; Viridiplantae; Streptophyta; Magnoliopsida; Ericales; Theaceae. The record is from RefSeq and is a predicted model, not a curated record.